CUCAUUUGGACAGCAGACAUGCGUUAUUGUGGCUUUGUCCAGACCCUAGCGCUGACUAAGAAAAUGAUAAAUAAGCCUGCAGUCAAACGGAAUAGUACAACAAAUCGUGCCAAUAGUGUGUACAUGCGCCAGACAGUUAGCUCUUGUAUUACCCUAAUUCUUCUUAUUUUUUUGACAUUUCAUUGAAUUAACUUAUAGAAUUGGUGUAUAAAGUGGUUAUCUAUAUUCAAUUUUGUUUUCUUUUUAUAAAUGGUUAAUAAACACUGUUUUUUGUUCAAAAUAAACAGCUUGCAGUUAUGGCUGAAAGAGAAUACCAACAAAAAUCUCGGAAUGAUGUGUUCAAAACAAUAGUAUUUAUGUUUUUUAUGACCACGUUGUUAAUGUUUUACUGCAACGAUGAAUAUGACCAGUACGAGGAAAACGUCUAUUCUCAAAAUAAAACUGCAGAUCCCUUUUACAAAAACGAUUCUGUUUUGUCGUUGGAAAAUAGCGUAAAGGAAGGAUAUGUUGUGUGGAAUGACAACUGUCAAAUACCCAAUAUCAGUGCCUUUGACGAUUCAAUUAAAAGUUUAGUGAAAAAAAAUAAACCUCCGAAAUGUUCCUCUUACCCGCCUUUGACCAGUGUAGUUCUUGAUCCAAAAUCAUGGUCUUACACAUUUAAAAUUAACAAAAUUAAUAAAAAAGAUACUGCGUCGAAGAUAUCCUGUUGUUAUUCUUCAAUCUAUAGAAAACAUAUAAAAGCUAGGAAAUCAGCAAAUGACGACGAUCGUUAUACGAUAGAGGAUGCGUGUCAUCCGAUCGGUGACUCCGAAGCGAUUCCAAAAAACGUUGAGUUCAUGGCAGUGACGUGUAAAAUCAAGCGAUUAGAUCAUCAUCGGUUCAAUUCGACUGUACACAAAGACGUGCACGCAAUGGUGAUCGAUAAAGGCCUCAGACGAAUUCGGAACACAGGUGACUUCGACAAGCCGAGUGUGCUGAUCGUGGCCAUCGAUUCGCUUUCUCGUCUGAACCUCAUCAGAUCCAUGCCCAAAACAUACCGGGUGUUGGAGACUCGCGGUUUUAUGUCACUCGAAGGGUACACGAAGGUGGCGGAUAACACUUUUCCUAAUGUGAUUCCUAUUAUGACCGGCAUGUUCGUCGAUGACCAAUUGACCAAACAUUGUUGGAAGACCGUCAAAGACGAAAUGGACCAGUGCCCUUUCCUGUGGAAGGAAUUUAAAGCUAAUGGUUUUGUAACGGCGUACAUGGAGGACGAACCGUCGUAUUCCACUUACAAUUUCAACAAAUAUGGGUUCAGAAACGCGCCUACCGAUUAUUACUCGAGACCGCUAAUGGUGGCCGCCGAAAAAUUGUUGCCUGUGGUCAAGUUCAGCGGAAUGAGCUACUGCGUGGGUCCUUCCGUUAUCGCGGACCGCGUGUACCGGUACAUAGAGGACUUUGUCGAACUGCACAAGGACCACGGUUACUUCGCCUUGUUCUGGUUGAACACGUUCAGCCACAACGACUUUAACGCACCGUUGGCCAUGGACCAGCAGACGGCUGACAUGCUCUCGCGGCUACUGGACCGUGGCCGCCUGGACAACGCGGUAACCAUAAUGCUGAGCGACCACGGCAGCCGCUUUGGCGACAUCCUGGAGACGUACGUGGGCUGGCUAGAGGAACGCAUGCCAGCCUUGUACAUGCGCCUACCGCCCGGGUACGCGGCUAAGUACCCGAAUAAGUACCGAAACUUCGCAUCCAACAAGCACCGGCUGACGUCGCCGUUCGACCUGCACCUCACGCUCAAGGACUUAUUGCCGUCGAACGGGACUAGUAAGCCUACCGCUGCCGUGUCGGCCGGAUGUCCCGCGUGUCGCAGCCUGUUUCUGUUAGCCGACGCAAACAGAUCGUGCAUACAGGCCGGCGUCAACCCACAUUGGUGCACGUGCGAUAAUUACAUGGAGUUAGACCGUAACGGCCGUGACGCGCAUAUCGGCGGCCGGCACGUAGUGGCCUAUCUGAACGCGCUCAUCGUCAAGUACAAGUGGACCGUGCGGAAGGGAUCCACGUGUGCAGAGAUCAAGCUGAACAGAGUUAUAUCGAUCAGGCACAAGGUAAACAAGCCGGACGAAUACUUGCUGGUUGUGCAGACGUUGCCCGGUAAUAGUAAGUUUUCAGUAACCGUCAAGCGAACAGGCGAAGAACAAUUUGACGUUCUGGGCGAUAUAAGCCGCAUAAACAUGUACGGUUUUCAAAGCGUCUGCACGACAGAAUGGAGAUUGAAAAAAUAUUGUUACUGCAUUCAGAAGCCGAGCAAACCAUAAAUUACCUAGCCACCAAAAAAAAAAAAAAACAAGACUGAACCAUUUGGAGCACAAUAUGCAUAAAUUAUACCAUAAAUAUUGUGCAACAAUAAACUGUGACCUUCAAAUAUUACCUACUAUACAUUUAGUUUCAUAUUACUUAUAAAAUUAAUUAUACAUAACUUUUAAAUAUUUACGAUUGGAUCGAUUCCUCAGCUGUUCGUCGCCAUCCGUCUCUGCGGUCAUCUUCACCUCUGUCACCAUUAACAACAACCCAAUACUUCAAUUUUACUUAGUGUUUUCUUAAUUAGGUAACAGGAAAAUCAUUCUCUUUCUUUUUUUGAGCCAAAACUGUAUUUUUGAUGUAUCUACUACUAGUGACUAUUUUGCUAUAAAAAAAAACUCGAAAUUCAAUGUUUAAGAAAUAUUAUAUUUCAAAA
Messenger RNA from Adelges cooleyi (spruce gall adelgid), 2722 nucleotides. RefSeq lists its product as uncharacterized. NCBI's taxonomy places the organism in Eukaryota, Metazoa, Arthropoda, Insecta, Hemiptera, Adelgidae. The coding region runs from base 297 to 2303 and encodes 668 amino acids. The record is from RefSeq and is a predicted model, not a curated record. The transcript is spliced from 5 exons.